AUGGCGGACCAAAAUAUUUCACAGUACAAGUACUCGGCGAUGUCCAACCUGGUUCUCCAGGCGGACCGUCGUUUCAUCAGUCGCACGCAUGACGAGCCAACGGGAGACCCGGAGUCUCUGGCGGGUCGCAUUGGUAUCCGGGAGAUGGGUGCACAAGUGGCGCGUGAUACAGCUCCCAAAUCGAAGAAGACAGCUCCUUCUGGCCUCGAGCGGGGCAGUAUCGGCGAGGGCGAGGACGUGUUGCAACGCGAACAGAAAAAGCGCACACGCGGACAACCAGCACAACUGCGGGGACAGGGUAUUCUAUCAGCAGCCGAUGCUUUCGUCGAAGGCCUCAAAUACCGUCCUCGGACACCCGCUACACGAGCUACAUACGAUCUCAUUCUCACAAUCACCGGAGGCGCUUUGGGCGAUGUCCCCCACGAAGUCGUUCGAAGUGCCGCAGACGCGGUGUUGGAGCUCCUCAAAGACGAAGAAAUGAAGGACUUUGAUAAAAAGAAGGAGAUCGACGAUCUUUUGGGAAGUUCAAUGAACCCAAAGGAAUUCAACGAGCUUGUCAACCUAGGCAAAAAGAUUACGGACUACGAUGCCCAGGAUGAGGACGAAGAAAUGAACGACGACCUCGACGAUACCAACGGCGAACUCGAUCAGCGUCAAGGUGUCGCUGUUGUAUUCGACGAGGAAGACGACGACGAUCGUAUGGGCACUGUCGACGAAGUCCGCGAUGACGACGACCUCAGCGACGACGACGACGAAGCUGAUGAAGACAAACCACAAUCCGACGACGCUCCCGCCCCCAAAGACGAGGAUGGGGACGAAAUGGUUCUUGAUGGAGGUCUUGGUGGAAACGAUCAAGUUGCAGACAAGACCGGCCUGAGAGUUUCGGCCCGCGAAAUUGACGCCUACUGGCUGCAGCGCCAAAUAGGCUCCCUAUAUUCUGAUGCCCAUACCCAACAAGAGAAGACCGAUGAGGCUCUUGCAAUUCUCGGCGGCAAGGAGGAGGAUGGAACACCGAAGCCCUUGCGCGAUGUUGAGAACGAUUUGAUGGAACUCUUCGACUACGAUCAUCCUGACCUGGUUGCGAAACUGGUCACUAACCGCGAUAAGGCCGUGUGGGUGACCCGCUGGCGAAGGGUUGCAGAGGAGGCCGAUGCCCGCAAUCUAGUCGAGAUUGAGAUGGUUGAAGCUGGCCACCGCGCAAUUCUGGAUGAGAUUCGUGGAAAAGAGACCGGCGACGACCUUGCAGAGCGCCCCGAAAAGAAAAUGAAGUUUGACUUGAUGGACGUCGAUGUUCCUUCAGGUGCAACCGAGGACGGGAAGCCUGCAGCACAGACCGGCCCCCUUCAACCGAAGAGAACCAUCAACCUGGAGAACCUCGUCUUCCACCAGGGCAACCAUCUCAUGACCAACCCCAACGUCAAAGAUCCACGUACCGCCACCUAA
This is a messenger RNA of Penicillium olsonii, 1443 nucleotides long. NCBI's taxonomy places the organism in Eukaryota, Fungi, Ascomycota, Eurotiomycetes, Eurotiales, Aspergillaceae. The record is from the annotation of a GenBank genome assembly.